Molecule: messenger RNA, 4620 nt
Organism: Malaya genurostris
Lineage: Eukaryota; Metazoa; Arthropoda; Insecta; Diptera; Culicidae
Product: ankyrin-3-like
Exons: 1
Molecular function (GO): protein binding
Source: RefSeq, a predicted model, not a curated record
UUUGAGGUUGUUAAUCUUUUGAUACAAGAUAAUAAAUUCCGAGAAUAUAAUUUGAUCAAUAUAAAUCGAAAGGAUAGAGCGUCUCCAUUGCACGUUGCUGCCCAAAAUGGUCACACGAAAGUAGUCAAACUUCUACUAACCAAAGGUGGAAAAGUAGAUUCGAAUAACUAUUGCGGUGUAACACCAUUGCACUUUGCAGCGCAGAAUGGUCAUACACAAGUAGGGGCGAAAGUAGACACUACGACGAACACCGUUAUAACACCAUUGCACUUAGCAGUACAGAAUGGUCAUGCACAUGUAAUCAAUGUCUUACUAAACAAUGGAGCAAAUAAAGAAAUUACUAUUAACAAUUGGACACUUUUGCACAUGGCAGCGAAGAAUGGUCGUGCAGAAGUGGUAGAAAUUUUACUAAAUGAAGGUGCAAAUGUAGAUGCUAAGGAUAAUAACUGUUCUACUCCAUUGCACUUUGCAGUCCAAAACGGUCACUCAGAAGUAGUUAACAUUUUACUGGCAAAGGGUGCGAAUGUACACGUCUCUGAUAACAACGGGUUUACACUACUGCAUUUUGCGGCACUGAUCGGUCAUACAGAAGUGGUUAACAUUUUAUUAGCCCAAUUCGUGAAUAUAGAUGCUACUUCAAAAGUCGGUCUGACACCAAUGCACUUAGCAGCACUCUAUGGCCAUACAGAGCUAGUUAAUAUUUUACUGACCAAAGGUGCGAAUAUAGAUGCUGCCUGUGAAGAACGUCGGACACCAUUGCACCUUGCAGCACUGCAAGGUCAUAAAGAAGUGGUGGAAAUGUUACUAAUUAAAGGAGCGAAAGUAAAUGCAACUGUUAAUGUUGGUAGGGUACCAUUGCACUUGGCAGCAGAAAAUGGUCAUAAAGAAGUGGUAGAAAUGUUACUAAAUGAAGGAGCGAAAGUAGAUGCAACUGAUAAUGGUGGUUUGGUACCAUUACACUUGGCCGCAAUAAAUGGUCACAAAGAAGUCGUAGAAAUGUUACUAAGUAAAGAAGCGAAAGUAGAUGCAACGGAUAACCAUGGUUAUGUAUCAUUGCACUUUGCAGUACAAAUUCGUCAUAAAGAAGUAGUAUAAAUGUUACUAAUUAAAGGAGCGAAAGUAGAUGUAAGUAAUAAUGGUGGUUGGGAACCAUUGCACUUGGCAGCACAAAAUGGCCAUAAAGAAGUGAUAGAAAUGUUACUAAAUAAAGGAGCGAAAGUAGAUGCAGCAAAUAACGGUGGUUGUGUGUCAUUGCACUUGGCAGCAGAAAAUGGUCAUAAAGAAGUGGUAGAAAUGUUACUAAAUGAAGGAGCGAAAAUAGAUGCAACUGAUAAUGGUGGUUUGGUAUCAUUGCACUUGGCCUCAUUAAACGGUCACAAAGAAGUGGUAGAAAUGUUACUAAAUAAAGAAGCGAAAGUAACUGCGGCAAAUAAUGAUGGUUGUUCACCAUUGCACUUGGCAGCAGAAAAUGGCCACAAAGAAGUGGUAGAAAUGUUACUAAUUGAAGGAGCGAAAGUAGAUGCAACUGAUAAUUAUGAUAGGGAACCAUUGCACUUUGCUGCAUAUCAUGGCCAUAAAGAAGUGGUUGAAAUGCUACUAAUUAAAGGAACGAAAGUAGAUGCACCUGCCGAUGGUGAUUGGGUACCAUUGCAUCUGGCAGCAGAAAAUGGCCAUGAAGAAGUGGUAGAAAUGUUACUAAAUAAAGGAGCGAAAGUAAAUGCAGCAAAUAAUGGUGCUUGUGUGUCAUUGCACUUGGCAGCAGAAAAUGGUCAUAAAGAAGUGGUAGAAAUGUUACUAAAUAAAGGAGCGAAAGUAAAUGCAGCAAAUAAUGAUGGUUGUUCACCAUUGCACUUGGCAACAGAAAAUGGCCACAAAGAAGUGGUAGAAAUGUUACUAAUUGAAGGAGCGAAAGUAGAUGCAACUGAUAAUUAUGGUAGGGAACCAUUGCACUUUGCUGCAUAUCAUGGCCAUAAAGAAGUGGUUGAAAUGCUACUAAUUAAAGGAGCGAAAGUAGAUGCACCUGCCGAUGGUGAUUGGGUACCAUUGCAUCUGGCAGCAGAAAAUGGCCGCAAAGAAGUGGUAGAAAUGUUACUAAUUGAAGGAGCGAAAGUAGAUGCAACUGAUAAUUAUGGUAGGGAACCAUUGCACUUUGCUGUAUAUCAUGGCCAUAAAGAAGUGGUAGAAAUGUUACUAAAUAAAGGAGCGAAAGUAUAUGCAACUGAUAAUGGUGGUUGUGUGCCAUUGCACUUGGCAGCAGAAAAUGGCCAUAAAGAAGUUAUAAAAUAAGAAGAAAAAUAAGAAAUGGUACUAAUUAAAAGAGCGAAAGUAGAUACUACUGAUAAUUAUGGCAGAGAACCAUUGCACUUGGCUGCAUAUUAUGGUCAUAAAGAAGUGGUAGAAAUGUUACUAAUUGAAGGAGCGAAAGUAAAAGCAACUGAUAAUAAUGGUUUGGUACCAUUGCUUCUGGCAGCAAAAAAUGGUCAUAAAGAAGUGGUAAAAAUGUUACUAAAUAAAGGAGCAGAAGUAGAUGCAACAAAUAAUGGUGGUUGUUUGCCAUUGCACUUGGCAGCAGAAAAUGGCCAUAAAGAAGUGGUAGAAAUGUUACUAAUUGAAGGAGCGAAAGUAGAUGCAACUGAUAAUAAUGAUUUUGUACCUUUGCACCUGGCCGCACACAAUGGUCAUACAGAAGUGGUUGAAAUUCUACUGAACAAUGGUGCGAAUGUAAAGCAACUUAUAAUUAUUGGGCAAGAUCAACUUAUAAUUUUUGCGGACGAAGAUGACUCAUAUCUCUAACAAGAGAUGCACAUGAGGUUGUUUUAAUCGGAGUAAUUUUCACACUAUUUACUAAUGUGGAGUAAAUGGUAACAAAUUUGAAGAAAUUAAAAAAGAUAGUUUUGUACUCCCAAUCCUAUAUUUGGAAAAAAUAUACAAACUACACUUUUUGGUGUGGUGAGCUCAAUUCGUUUGUGUCUUUUACCAUAAUUUUGAUUUGGAUGAUGAUGUUGUUGAUAGUUCCGCCCAGGGUUGCGAACGGUACACACCAAAAAAAUCUGAAAAAUACAGGUGACUUAAUUCCUCAUGCGAUGUAAUUCAUAAAGACCUAGUUCGACAAAUGACGGAAAAUUUCAUUUGUAUUGACAUAAUGUUAGAUGAGCUUGAAUUUUACUGGUUUCGACUGUAACUUGCAUUAUGCUAGGACGUGCGACUGUAUGAAUUUAAAUGCACCUUUUACCAACCAAGCAGAUGUAUGCUUCUGUGGCUCGGUCGAUUAACAGACGUACAUGUGAACCAACGAUUCUCGGUUCAAGUCGCGGCGGGUUGCUAUCAAUAUUCUUUUUUUUAUUUCAACGAAUUUCAUGUCAUGGAGUUUUAGACACAAUAUUAAAUGUUCUUCCACGUGAAUUUGCGUGAACUGUAACGCUCCAUUUAUGUGCAUCUAAUAAGAUGUAAAAUCACAGAGAUUUUUUUAAGUGUGUACUGAAAAAUGACACGAAACAGCAGACAGUCAAACCGCAGAAAUGACAGCAGAUGGAAAAUGUCAUAAGUCUCAUGACAUUUUCUCUCGUGAGUGUCGCCGUUUGCUCUCAUCGAUUGCUGUUUUGCUCUUUUCAUUCUGAGAAUGGCUAGCCACAAUAAACAGUAGCUCCUUCCAAAUUCAACAACUUUCGAGAGACAGUCGCCAACAAGGCUCAACUUUGAAAUUCGUUUUAUGUCGAUUCUCAUAAGGUGCAGGGGGACAUGCACAAGAAAAUCUUUCUUCCCAAUGCAGACGGUUUUUUUUCUGUAUCCUUACGUGUUUUGUUUCUCUGCACUCCCGUUGGAAGGAAGCGGCUCAGUGAGAAAAGCAAAGUAAAUGCUUUGGCUUACAGAACUUGGAUGGUGGGUUCGUUUUGGCAGUUCGGGUGAUUUUGAUUUAUUUCCAGUUGGUUGAUUUACUCCAAUGCACUUUUUCGAUCAAACAAUUAAACCCCGUUUAGCUUGAACCAGAAUUGUACACGGAAAGACCGAAAUCAGCAUUUUGGCGAAAAAAUUAGUUGAUUUUCUGAUUUUAGUUAGUUAUUUUUUGAGACAACUAAAAAAAUCUUAUUUUUGCUAAUUUAGAUUUUCUAAUUCUCAUUCCCGUAAUAAUAAUAAAAUAUUUGUUGAAAUAGCUAUUUUUGUGGUUGAAUUCACCAAUUAAACGUUCUGUCAUUUCUUAGCUAAGGCACACUUCACUUCCAUUCAACUAAUUUUUUAGUUGAAUUGUGAGAAAUAAAACGUUGUUUUCAACCAACAUAAAUGGUUGAAUUGGUUUCUGCAAUUUGCAGCUAUGUGGCGCACUGUCAUCGUAAUUACUACUAGUCACUAGAUGGCACACUAGUCACUGGCAGGUAUGAAUACGAUGUUGUAUUGGAGAAAAAGACAUAAACGAAACAUAAACUUCUUUUUGAAAAUUUGUCUUAUAAAUCGCUGUUUUCUUCAUUCGACUGUUCUACGCAAAACAUUAUUAUGCACAAUCGCGCACAAAUUCUUAAUAAAUGCAUAUUCCACUAAGAGUUACGUCAUUGUUACCUAUCGAUUUAGAAAUUUAAAUAUGGAUAUAUCGUAACACAUGCGAAAAACAUCAAAACAAUUUGCAAA